Harpia harpyja (harpy eagle) is the source of this 2472-nucleotide messenger RNA. It is a transcript of the gene PCNP, whose product is annotated as PEST proteolytic signal containing nuclear protein. The coding region runs from base 78 to 614 and encodes 178 amino acids. Lineage: Eukaryota; Metazoa; Chordata; Aves; Accipitriformes; Accipitridae. Gene Ontology annotation, cellular component: nucleus. Gene Ontology annotation, biological process: protein ubiquitination; proteasome-mediated ubiquitin-dependent protein catabolic process. The record is from RefSeq and is a predicted model, not a curated record. The transcript is spliced from 5 exons.
CGGGGGAGGGCCGAGGGCUGGAAGAGCCGCGGCGGGGCGGCGCGCGUGCGCGGCACGGGAGGCGGAGGCGGGGGAAAAUGGCGGACGGCAGAGCUGAGGGGGAGAAGGCGAAGCGGCCGCAGCCCGGAGGAGGACCUGAAGAAGAGGCAGAAAAACCUGUGAAAACUAAGACUGUUUCUUCCAGUAAUGGAGGAGAAAGUUCGAGUCGCAGCGCAGAGAAACGGGCAGCUAAUGAAGAAGCUGAAGACUUCACCACAAAGCCUGCUCCUGCCAAAAUGUCCAAGUUUGGAUUUUCCAUAGGCAGUCAGACAGCAAAGAAGGCAUCUGCAAUAUCCAUCAAACUAGGAGCAAAUAAGCCUAAAGAGCCUGUUCCAACCCUUGCUCCAAAAACCCUUUCCGUAGCAGCAGCUUUCAAUGAAGAUGAAGAUAGUGAACCAGAAGAAAUGCCUCCAGAAGCCAAGAUGCGUAUGAAGAACAUUGGAAGGGAUACACCAACCUCAGCAGGACCAAAUUCCUUCAAUAAAGGAAAGCAUGGUUUUUCUGACAACCAGAAGCUAUGGGAACGAAAUAUAAAAUCUCAUCUUGGAAAUGUCCAUGACCAAGAAAAUAACUAAAUGAUGUGGAUUGAGAGUCGGGUGUUUGGGGGGAGGGGAGGGUGUAACAUUAAAGGAACAGUUUCCUUUUUUAAGAAUGGUAUAAGACUAUCUUUGGAGCCACUUUUUUAAGAUUUUGAGUGGUACACUAAUAACUGAGUUUGAAAUUAGAGGUAAUUUAUGUUUUGUAUACAGAUUUCAAGGCAUUUGCUAAUUUUGUAGUUCCAUGUGAUUAGUUUCAAAAGGUUACAGAUAAUAAAGAAAUUGGAGUGGUACCUUUUUAAGAUUUUUUUUUUUUUUUUUUGGUCAGUGAUUAAGGUGGAUGAAAAAGGUUACUGUCUCUUUAAUCAGGUUAACAUGGAAUGCUCUCGCAUUCUCACUUCUGGCUCCCUCUUCAUAACAGGAGAAACAGUUGACUUCCAGGAAUACUGCUAAAGAGAGUGAGCGUUGUCUUGUGCUAGAAGUGUUACUGGACUAUUCAUUUGAAUAUAAACUUAUGCAGGAAAUUAUAAGAACCUGGAUUUUUUUUCCUCCCUGCAGUCACCUUUUGUUAAGUCUCUGCAAACUAGGAAUUAUGUUUCUCUGAGUGGCUCUGGUAACUUAGUUCUAAUUUUGUUUAAAACUUCAUGUAGGAUGUGUAACCUUCUGUGGCCUGUUUCACCCUAAGGGAAUGGGCCUUGUUUGUAUAUUAGAUACAGUCUGUAAAGAAUAUUCACUACAAAGGUAAAUCAGUAUUUUCAGUGUGCUCCUCUUAAAUCAUUAGCCUUGAGUAGUGCUUGUUAGCAUUUCCUUGUGGCACACAAAAGCCACCACCAAAAAGACAAGCUAAUGUACAUUAAGCUUCACAUUUGGUUGAAAUAUUUUUCUUUACUAUGCCUAGAAGGAAUAAAAGCCACACCAAAAAUCAGUAACUCACUGCUUAAGUAUGAAAAAUCUGAGAUGCACUUUCCCUGUCUUGCCAUUUAAAACAAAAUGCCUUGAUGCCUGUGACCUCAGUGGACACUAUCAGGUUAAAGAAGGAUACUGUAUUUGCAGUCCUCAUGCUUCUAACAAGUGUCAACUUCAGAAAUAAAACUCAACCUUUUCCUACCUGUCUGCCUUUUGCAGUAAUUUUCAACAAUGACAUUAGUCUGGUCAGUUUAAUUUCCUACCUUUCGUACUGGAGAACAUACUGCUGUAGGAUUUCAAACCUAGUAACGACUGUCUAAAUUUCAGUCUAAUUUAGAUUACAUAUUUUUAAAACAUUUUACUAGCAGAACUGGUUAAACAGAAAGUUAUCAACAGCAACACCACGAUCUUCACCCCCCCAAACAAACAUAAGGUUCUUUUUAAACUCAAAAUACCUGAUAGUGUCGACCACUAAAUUGAUUUAAGCCUGGAACUGGUCAUAGAAUUCAAUAUGUUAAUUGCUUUCAUCCUGCCUCUAAAACCUUUCUUAAUGCUAAAGUUGAACCUGUGAGUGCAGAAAGGAAAGUGCAUCUUGAAGUGUAUUUUUUUUUUAUUAUUAUUUUAGGAAAGCUCUGACCACUUAGACUUUUGAGUUUGUAAGUUCUAAAAAAUAUUUUUUUGUAUUUUUGUAUUGUAUGUGUAAUCUUUCUUCUUUUGAAGUCUGAUGCAGUUGAAUACCUGUAACUAUUUUCUUUAAAAGCCUUGUUAUAAACGUAACAUAAAAACGUAUACAUUAUUUUUUUCCAUAGCAGAAAUCUUUGGUUUAUUUAAAACAAAACAAAACACUCUUUCAAAACUGACUUUCAGGACUUCCAAAACUGAUUUGGGCAUUACUGGAACCAGGCAAGGCAAAAUGAAGCAUUUGCUUUUCACUUACUUUUAUCACCUGUGGUUAUGUUUGUUGAAAUAAAUCCCUUUAAGAUAGUGGUAA